UCUCAGCCCUUCUAGUUCAUAACAGCGGCGGUAGUUGGUUUGCUAAACGGAGGAAGAAAAUCAAAAUAUAUAUUAUAUAUUAUAUAGAUGCGCGUCUGCGCCGAAGGAGCCCCGGAGAGUGAAUGUGUGGCGAUGCUUUGCGAGCCGCUGAUGUCUUGUUUAUUUCCUCCGCAGGGAGAAAAGCCGCGACGCCACGCCACGCCGGACGGCAGCGCUCCCGUCACAGGGACACGGACCAGGUUUGCAUGACGUGGGCAACGUUUUGGGGUUUUUUUUUUUCCCCUAUCGCGCCCUUUUUAAUCUCUAAAACUUGGAGGGGGGAGGGGUCCAGUCGGGGAGUUGAAGGAAGAUCCCGAGUGAAGGGACUCGGGGACUCCGGACAUGGCCCGCGCGCAGCAGACGGACCUGUCCUUCGCCUGGGAGAAGUACAUGGACUGCAGACUGCAGGGAGCCGACCUGCAGGUUAGCCUGCAGUGUCUGGAGAACUUCCUGUGUCUCUUCCACUGCGUGCGGCACUUCCACAGCCACGGCAUCAAGGACGCGCUCAGAUUCUGCUCAGACAUGAGCGGGGCCAGUAACACACUGGCGAGGGAGUUCCUGACUGAUGUACAUCAGCUGUGCAGCGCGGUGGCUCAGAGAGCAGAGGCACGGGAGGAGGAUGAGGAGGAGAGUCACAUGGUCGCUUUGGGGGAGUACUUGGUCAGGGGGCGUGGCUUCCUCUUGCUCAGUGCCCUGGACUCCAUUAUUGACCAGGAGCUGACCUGUCGGGAGGAGCUGCUCACCCUGCUGCUGUCCCUGCUGCCACUAGUCUGGAAGAUCCCUGUGCAGGAGGAGAAAGCCCCAGAUUUCACCCUGCCGUCCCUGCUGGAAGUGUUCCUCAGCCGGGAGGUGAAGGCUGUCCCUCUCAGAGCAGGACAGAAGAUUGGCACAGAUGCACAGAAUUCUGGAAAGAGGUCAAAUGCUGGCAGUGGCACCUGGAAGUCCAGGAGGUCGCGGCGAACUGCUCAGAGAUAUUCUGUGAGGGAUGCACGCAGGUCUCAGCUGUCUACCUCUGAUUCAGAUGCCAAUUCAGAAGAAAAAGCUGUCCCUGCACAUGGUGGAACGAGGAGCAGAAGGUCUCACAGCUCUGCUGUCCAUGUGAGCUGUCAACGUCAUUGCACAGACAGCCCACCAUUACCAUCCACCACUGCAUCUGAAACCAUGAGCGCACCCUACCCCCAUCCCCGGGCUUUGGGGUUCCAGACCCUGGACACUGAAACACUGACUGAUCCAGCUGCAAUGUCAAUUUUUAACCGCAUGGAAAACUCACCCUUUGACCUCUGCCACGUGCUACUUUCUCUGCUGGAGAAGGUGUGUAAGUUCGACAUGAGCAUAAACCACAAUCCUGGCUUAGCAGUCAGUGUAGUACCCACUCUCACAGAGAUCCUGACAGAGUUUGGAGAUUGCUGUGGACCAGGGGAUGGGGGAGGAGGGGGUGCAGGGGCAGAGGAGUUAGCGGGAGGCUGGACGGAGGAGCCUAUUGCCUUGGUCCAGAGGAUGCUGCUACGCACCAUCCUACAUCUAAUGUCAGUAGAUGUGGGUCAGAGCGAGACCCUUCCAGACAGCCUGAGACGCAGCUUAACAGAUCUGCUUCGAGCCACCCUCAAAAUCCGUAGCUGCCUCGACAAGCAGGCUGACCCUUUUGCUCCCCGGCCUAAGAAGACCCUGCAAGAGGUCCAGGAUGACUUCUCUUUUUCCCGCUAUCGCCACAGGGCCCUGCUACUGCCAGAGCUUUUGGAAGGGGUGCUACAAGUGCUGUUGGGAUGCCUACAGGCCUCCACCCCCAACCCCUUCUUCUUCAGUCAGGCCCUGGAACUCAUCCAUGAGUUUGUCCAGCACCGUGGCCUAGAGCUUUUUGAGGCCACAGUGCUGCGGCUUGAAGCACUUGGAAGGGCACAGGAUUCUGAGGUGGGAAGUGAAGCUUUAGAGAGGCUGCGUGGUCUUAUAGCGGGAGUUCUGAAGAUUGUCAGCGCUGUCAAGAAGGCCAAGUCGGAGCAGCUGCACCAGUCAGUGUGUGCCCGGCGACGACACCGUCGAUGCGAAUAUUCCCACUUCCUGCACCACCACCGUGACCUCUCUGGUCUACCCGUCUCUGCCUUCAAGCAGGCUGCACGACGGAAUCCCUUUGAGGAGGAGAGUGAGGGCAAGGAGGGGGAUGCUGUGCAUUACCCUGAGCGCUGCUGCUGCCUGGCUGCCCUUGCCCACCAAUGUCUGCGGCUACUGCAGCGCCUCUCCCCCAGUGGAUCAGCAAUCCUGCAGGUUCUUGCUGGGGUGCAGGCAGUGGGUAUCUGCUGCUGCAUGGACCCCCGAUCAGUAGUUGGUCCCCUGCUGCACGCCUUCCAAGCCCCUGGCCUGCGCAGUUACCAGUCCCAUGUGCUGAGUGUCCUGAGCAGGCUGAUUCUAGACCAACUUGGUGGAGGGCAGCCCUCAGAAAAGGCUAAGCUGGCUUCCUGUAAUAUCUGCACUCUGGACAGCAGCCAGCUUCCAGGUCUGGAGGAGACGUUGCAGCAAGGGGAACCCUCUGCUGUCCUCCCCAGUCUGUCCUACCGCUCCCAGGGCAUUUUGCCAAGUGGAGGGGGUGCCGAGGAUAUGCUGUGGAAAUGGGACGCUCUUGAGGCCUACCAGGAGUUGGUGUUUGGCGAAGACUGGCAGCUAAGUCAGCAGAUAGCUGGCCAUGUGUGCUACCUCACCCUGCGAGGAAAUGCUAUAGUACAGUGGCAGCUCUACACACACAUCUUCAACCCUGUGCUGCAGAGAGGAGUGGAACUGGUCCAUCAUGCCCAGCAGCUAGGUGUGUCCACCGUCUGUACGCAAGUCUGCAGCUACCACACCCAGUGUCUGCCUGUGGAGGUGCUACUCAUAUACCUGCAGAUGUUGCCUUCGCUCCUCAAGUCAAGGGUGAUCAGAGACCUCUUCAUUAGUUGCAAUGGGCUGAAUCAGGUGACAGAGCUGAUCUACCUGGACCAGACACGCUCUUGGGCUUUGAAAGUGUUUGAGACCCUGAUACUGGGUGUUGGGGACCAGCAGGCUGAUGGAGUAGUUCAGGAGCUAGAGAGUGCUGAUGCCCAAGAACGGGAGGCCAUCUUAGGCCUGGCUGAGGAAUUAGGGUCCCAAGGGGCUGGAGAGGGCCCGCAGAGUCUCAACAAGUUCUAUGAAGGCCUGAAGGAGGCAUGCCCACGUCGUAGGAGUGGGCCGGGGGCUGGACCACGGCGCAGCCGAGCAGAGACGCACCUCAACACCAUUAACCUCUUCCUGUGUGUGGCCUUCCUCUGCGUCAGCAAAGAGGCGGACUCCGACCGUGACUCGGCCAAUGAUUCUGAGGAUACUUCAGGUUAUGACAGCACAGCCAGUGAACCACUGGGGGGGAGGCUGCCUUGCCUGUCCCCAGAUAGUGUGGCUCUGCCCUCAAAAGAGCAGGUGCGACGGGCUGCAGAUGUUUGGUCAGUGUGUCGGUGGAUCUACCUGGCCAGUCCUGUAUUCCAGAGGCAGUUCUUCAGGCUGGGAGGCCUGGAUGUUUGCUUGCGCCUCAUGGCCAUGGUUAUCCAGAAACUAACAUGUAAGACCAAGGAUGGCAAGGCCAAGAAGAAGAGGGAUGGUAAGGGCAAGUCUAGUCCAUGUAACCCUGGCUCUCCAGCCCCAGUAUCAACUCCUGCUGAGCACAGCUGUACCUCACUGGUGGUGGAGGAAACGAUUCAAGACACUGCCGACCAUUAUGUCACUGGCCCAGCUGAGGGAAAAAACAAAGAUCCAGCAAAAAAACUUGAGGAGGAGUGGCCAUUACAAAGCAUUCGCCUCCUGGAGGCCCUGUUAGCUAUUUGCCUACAUGGCGCUAACUCAGCCCUGCAGAGGAUUGAGCCAGAACUUUCCUUUCAGCUCCAGUCAGUAGAGGAGACCCUGUGUGAGGUCAGAGAGCAACUCGCUCACUCUGGAGUUGUGAACUCUGACCUGGCUGUGCCCCUGUUUGACUCUCUGCUGAGAGUAGCCCGGGCCGAAGUGUCCUCCUGUCCUGAUCCCCCAGAAGAGAAACCCGAUAGGAAGCUGCAAGUGCUGGUGGAGAAUGUGGCCCCGGCGGGAGACCUGUCUGAAGAGGUGGAUGAGGGGCAGAGCUGCGGCGUGAAGCCCCCGGAGGAGGAGGAGGAGGCGGGCUACGACGCCGACAGUGAGAGCAACCCUGAGGACAUGGCUAAACAGGAAGAAGGAGAGAAGGUGGAGUCGUCAGCCGUGCUGCGAGACUGUGCAUUCGGGGUGGUGGAGGAGGGCCCCGGACGUGGCGUGCUGCUCUUCCCGCAGAUCUGCACCAUGGAGCUGCAGCUUCUGGCCACAGGCUCCCCGGACCUAGACGUCCUGCAGCAUGUGUUCCACAGCCUGCUGGGGGCGGUGCGUGCCAACCACCGCAACGCCGCUCUGCUCUACAACCAGGGCGGAGUCAAAACCAUCUUGUCUGGCUUCCACAACAUCCUCAGCCAAACCGACCCCUCCUUUAAAGACUGCCAGGUCGUACUGGUGGAGCUGCUGGUUUCCAUGGUGAGCCAGCAAAUCACUGCUGAGGAACUGGCCCUGUUGAUUCGCCUCUUCCAGGAGAAGAACCCUCCCACUGAGAUUUUGCUAAAGGGUAUCCUCCAAAUCGUUGAAGCCACCAUGCACACGGAACCUCUUCACUUCCUCUCCUUCCCAAUAAGCCUCUGUGCCUCCACGCCGGGAGGGACAUCGCCGACCUCCCGACAGAAUGGUGCAGCCGGGGGCAAAUCUGUGGGGCUCCUCUGGAAGGGCAAACUCUCCCCCAGGCGCCGGGAGGGCGACACCGAGUCCCGAGCGAGCCACAUCCACACCUCGCCCUGGCACGUCUCCCCUCUCCACCUGCCUCUGGUCGGACAGAACUGCUGGCCGCACAUGGCCAGCGGCUUCAGCGCCUCCAUGUGGUUGAGGGUUGCGGAGCUGGAGGAUACGGACAGGGACAAAGACAAGGGUGAGAGACAGCCCCGCUUGUAUGAGAGCCUUUACAUUUGCCGUCUCCAGAUUGGAAUUGGUGUUGGGUAUUUUCCUCUUUGCGUUGCAGAGGAAGGGAAGCCUCCUGCCGUUGAGACUCACCAAAGCGCCCCCCAGGCAGGGCAGAGAGGAUCAGAAAAAUGCCUAAUGCACAUUCUAUCCAUGGGUUCAAAGGUACUAAUGCUUCAGGUGUGGGCUGAUUUCGCCUCCGGGUCCCUCACAUUCAGGCUUUGCAUAGAUCCAAAUGAUGAAAUAAAGGCAGGCCUGCUGGCACAGGCGGAGUCUGGUGAGGGACUGCUCAAGUCGGGCCAGUGGCAGCACUUAGGCCUCACUUACAGCCAGCAGCCAGAGGGCAAGAAGAACAUCCAUGGCCGCCUGGUGGUGUGGGUGUGUGGUGUCAGGAAAUGUGAGGUGUCUCUAGACUAUACUCUGCCCAGAAAGUCCAGCCUGUCCUCAGACAGCAACAAGACUUUCUGCAUGCUGGGCCACUGCAUGCCCUCCAGUGAGGAGCUGCUUAAACAGGGAGGGCGUUGGAACAUGGGCACCGUGCUCCUCUUCAAUGGUUCAAGAAUAGGACCCGAAGAAGCUUUUUACCUGUAUGCCAGUGGGCCUGACCUUACCUCCAUCAUGCCCUGCAAGUACGGCAAACCCAAUGGGAUAUUCUCCAAGUAUGUCACCCAGGAGGGGCUGAAGAGCGACUCUGUGCGAGAGCUUCUGAUGAAGAACAAGGAUGUCGACACAACAGCACUCGUAGAGAGCUUGGCAGUGGUCUACGCCCCCAGCAGUCCUAGAGUCUACACUAUCUAUGAACCUGUCAUCAGACUGAAGGGCCAAGCCAAAACCGUGGUGACCCAGCGUCCUUUCAGCUCCAAAGAGGUGCAGAGUGGUGCCCUGGAGCCCCACGCUCUGAGGAGUCUACUCCCCACCAAGUCACAAGGCCUGCAGAGCGUCCUGCACAAGAUCGGAGGCACAGGGACCUUCGUCUUCCUCUUUGCACAGGUGGUGGAGCUAAGCAACUGUGAGAAGACCCAGGCCUUGGCCCUACAGGUGCUGCUGUCCUUAUCUAAGUUCAACCAGCACCGCAUUCAUGAGAUUGACUGUUACCAUGGAUACUCCAUGAUCCACCAGGUCCUCAUUAAGUCCAAGUGUGUCGUGGGAUACCACGUGCUGAAAACGCUGCUGGAUGGGUGUUGCAGCGGUCCGAUCAUCACUCUGGGGGAGGACGGUCAGUUCCGUCUGGACACCGAGUCCACUGCAGUCGUUCAGGAUAUCAAGCUUUUGUCUGACGUCUUGCUGGACUGGAAGAUCUGGGCCAAGGCUGAGUAUGGAGUAUGGGAAACCCUGCUUACUGCCCUGGAGAUUCUCAUCAGGGUGCACCACCCCCAGCAGGUCUUCAACAUUCGACAGUUCCUCAAGGCGCAGGUGGUACAUCGCUUCCUGCUCACCUGCCAAGUGUUACAGGAGCAUCGAGAUGAGCACCUGACCUCCAUCCCACAGGAGGUGUGUCUGUCAUUCGUCAAAAUCAUCCAGGAAGUAUUGGGUUCUCCUCCAGACCUGGAUCUACUCAGGCUGGUCUACAAUUUCCUGCUUGCCGUUCACCCCCCGACCAAUACCUAUGUCUGCCACACUCCAACCAGCUUCUACUUCUCCCUGCACAUAGAUGGUAAGCUAUACCAGGAGAAGGUCCAGUCAAUUAUGUACCUGAGGCAUUCCAACAGUGGAGGCAAGUCUGCCAGCAGCUCUGUGGUCUCUCUCUCCCCCACGGUCUUCAUCGAAGCUCUCUCUGAAGGCCACCCCCAUGUUCCUUCCCCUGAACAUGGUGCUGAUGAUCAGUCGUUGCAUCCCCCCAGUCUGGCACCCUCGCCAUACUCCUCCCCCAUGCUGACACCCCGACUUGGACAUGGCAGCUCCAGUGAGGCAGGUGAGGGAGAAGGUGUCUCCCUUGCUACACAGCAAGCUCUAGGCAGCACAGAGACACUCAAGCGGGGCACAGGCGACGAGCAGCUUCUCAGCAGCUGUGAAUCAGCCAAGACCAUUUGUGACUCUAAGGAAGGCGACGGGGUAGGGGCCCUUCGCACCCCUUCCAUCAGUGUGGAGGAGGAGCGGGACGAGGUUGGGGAGGUGGACAGUCUGGCCGAGGGCAGUGUCGGGGUGGCAGAGUCUGAAGACAGGUUUGACUGGGCCAGUGAUGAGGCACCCCGCCGCCCCGACAGCCUGAAGGGCAUCCAGUCCUUCCAGAGGAGCCAGAGCAACCUGGCCAGCCUGGGCCUGGCUUUUCCCGCAUCAAACGGCUCCUUGGCCAUUGGCCGCUGGCCCACUUCGGCUGACCGAGGCUCCCUUCCUGAGGACUGGGAGAGCUACACCUACUCCCCUGGGUAUGAGAGGGCUCACAGCAAGACUGACUCCAAUGACAGGUCCAGUACAGAGGAUUGUCUGGUGCUGAUUUGUUGUGGACUCUAUGAUCUGCUGAGGGGGGUGCUGCUGCUGCUGCCUGACCUCAUGCUGGACGAGGUGAUGGACAAGCUUAUUCAGCCAGAGGCCCUCAUUGUCCUCGUCAACCACUCCUCACCCCUCAUCCAGCAAGGAGUCAUGAAGCUGCUGGAUGCUUAUUUCAGCCGAGCAUUUAAGGAGCAGAAAGAGAAGUUCCUGAAGAACCACGGCUUCUCCCUGCUGGCCAACCAGCUGUACUUGCACCAGGGUAGUAGGGGGCUACUGGAGUGCUUCCUGGAGAUGCUGGUCGGAUGUCCCGUUGGUCUGGAAGAAGAUCUGGACCUUGAUGAAAUGGAGAACAUCUCCCCCUUCAGGAAGCGCUGCAUCAUCCCGGUGUUGGGUCUGAUUGAGAACUCGCUGUAUGACAACUCUCUGGUGCAUAACAUCCUGUGUAUGCUGCAGCAGCUCCUCAAUGCCUGCCCCAAGCUGGCAGACAUCCUGCUGGACCAUGGCCUCCUCUAUGUACUGUUCAACACUCUCUCCACACUCAACGGCAUGGAGAAUGGCAUUCCUCUUAAUGACUACAAACUCCUGGUGUGUGACAUCCAGCAGCUGUUGGUGGCAGUGACCAUCCAUUCCUGCAGCUCCUCAGGUUCUCAGUACUUUCGCAUCAUUGAAGACCUCAUCACCUUGCUGGGCUUUAUGCAGACUAGCAAGAUGCGUCGCACACAAGAGAUGGCGAUGGCUCUUCAGUUCCGUGUCCUCCAAUCAGCGAUUGAGUUCAUAAAGACCACAGCAAAUCAGGACCCCCAGAAGCUGAGCAGCUCUGUGAAUGUACCCAGCUCUCCACAUCAUGCCAUUUAUCAGAAACGCAAGAGUAUUGCGGGUUCCAUCGCCAUGAAAGACUCCAUUAUGCCCCGCCUUUCCAGACAGCACUACUGCUCCUAUGGCCAGAUACCUCUGCCCCCUCCCUUCAGCUUCCUCUCCCAGGACUCCCCCCUCCCCUCCCCCACCGGAACGCCAUCCUACAUCUUUCAGUGUAACUCAGGCCGUCGCCGGUUCUCCCUGGCCCAGUCUGACUCUCUCCUGACACGGAUGCGCUCCGUAGCUAGCGACGAGCUGAACCAGAUGAUGCAGAGGAGGAUGAGCCAAGAGAAUCCCAUUCGAGCCAGUGAGACAGAGUUUGUACAGCGUCUGCAGAGGCUUGUGGUGUUGGCCGUAAACAGACUCAUCUACUAUGAUGUUAGCAUGGACUUCUACGACCUGCUGAAUAUUCCUGACUCCCCAGACCACCAGGUGACCACACCCGAUCCAGGUGACCGGACACAGGACGAGAGUGGCUUCGCCUCUGUCCCAUCCUCACCCAUCCCUUUUCCGCUACCCCCUGCCAGCAAAAAGUGUUUUCAGAAGGACAUCCUCAAACUCAUGAUGGACGGCAUCAAAAUCAGCGUGGGCAGUACGGGUCGCGGCGGAACCCCACAUCAACAGUGGCGCAGGAUCCUGUGGUCGUGCCGGGACACCUUCCGGGUACAGAUUGGUCGCUUGCUUGUCCACACGCUCAGCCCCGCACGGCUGCUGUGUGACAGGAAGGAGGCGCUGGAAUUUGUGUUUGAUGCCAGACACUCUGAGAUCCUCCGGGAGAGUCUCAGCCCAGGUCUAGAGCAUGGACCCAAGUUGGCUCUCUACCUGUAUGAGAUGCUACAUGACCACAAGGACAGCCUCACGAAGGAGGAACAGAGUGCUGUAGGCAUAUUCAUGACCUCGCUCAAGCUGUGUGGCCAUCGCUGCAUCCACCCAAAUGCGCCACACAAACCAGACCUGGUCAAGGCCAUAAAAGAGGAAAAAUUCAAAUACGAGGCUGAGGAGAAAACAAGUAAAGUGGCAUGGGAAAAGAAAAUGUCCAAUACCCAGAGGGGUCUGAUCCAGAGGCUGGAGGGGAAAUCUAAAGACAUUUCCAAGAUUGCAGCAGAUAUCACCCAGAAUGUGUCCCUGCGGCAAGGCAUGGAGAGAAAGAAAGUCAUUCAGCACAUCAGAGGGCUUUACAAGAUCGACCUGAGCGCCAGUCGCCACUGGCAGGAACUUGUGCAGCAACUCACACAUGACCGUGCUGUAUGGUAUGACCAGACAUCCUACCCCACGUCCUGGCAGCUGGACCCCACAGAGGGGCCAAACCGCGAGCGCCGGCGGCUGCAGAGGUGUUACCUCACCAUCCCCAACAAAUACCUGCUCAAGGACAGACGCAAGGCUGAAGACACAGUGAAGACACCAUUGUCAUUCCUGUUUGAGGAUAAGACUCACUCCUCCUUCUCCUCCACGGUGAAAGACAAGGCCACUAGUGAGCCCAUCAGGUUCACCAGACGAUGCAUGAGUGUUGCCCCGUCCAGAGAGACAGCAGGAGAACUGCUUCUGGGAAAGACUGGGAUGUACUUUGUUGAGGACAAUGCUGCUGAUGCUCAUGACAGCCAGAGCCUUCAUGGAGAGACCGAGGCAGCCUCUUUCUCCUGGACAUAUGAGGAGAUCAAAGAGGUCCAUAAGCGGUGGUGGCAGCUGAGAGACAACGCUGUGGAGAUCUUCCUCACGAAUGGCAGGACCCUUCUGUUGGCCUUUGACAACACUAAGUUUCGUGAUGACGUGUACCACAACAUCCUGACCUCUGACCUACCCAACCUACUUGAGCAUGGCAACAUCACUGCGCUCACACAGUUGUGGGGCUCAGGACAGAUCUCCAACUUUGAGUAUCUCACACACCUCAACAAGCAUGCUGGCCGCUCCUUCAAUGACCUCAUGCAGUAUCCAGUAUUCCCCUUUAUCUUACGAGACUACACCAGUGAGACGCUAGAUCUGCAGGACCCCAGCAUCUAUAGAAACUUGAGCAAACCCAUUGCAGUCCAGUCAAAAGAAAAAGAAGAUCGCUAUGUUGACAACUACAAGUACCUGGAGGAGGAGUACAAGAAAGGUAUUCGUGAAGAUGACCCCAUGCCUCCUGUUCAGCCCUACCACUACGGCUCUCACUACUCAAACAGUGGCACCGUGCUGCACUUCCUAGUCCGAAUGCCACCCUUCACUAAGAUGUUCCUGGCCUACCAGGACCAGAGCUUUGAUAUCCCGGACCGGACCUUUCACUCCAUGAACACCACAUGGCGCCUCUCCUCCUAUGAGUCCAUGACUGAUGUCAAAGAACUCAUUCCAGAGUUCUUCUACCUCCCAGAAUUCCUGGUCAACAGAGAGGGCUUUGACUUUGGGGUGCGUCAGAACAGCGAGCGGGUCAAUCAUGUAAACCUACCCCCAUGGGCCCGGAAUGACCCACGUCUCUUUAUCCUGAUCCAUCGGCAGGCACUGGAGUCGGACCAGGUCUCCCAGACACUCUGCCAGUGGAUUGACCUGGUGUUUGGGCUUAAGCAGAAAGGCAAAGCUGCUGUCCAGGCCAUCAAUGUCUUCCACCCAGCUACCUAUUUUGGCAUGGACGUCUCAGCUGUAGAGGACCCGGUGCAGCGGCGAGCCUUAGAGACCAUGAUCAAAACAUAUGGACAGACUCCCAGGCAGCUGUUCAAUGGAUCCCACAUAAGCAGGGCUGGCCCCAGGCUCAUGAUGGAGGGGGAGCUGCCUGCAGCUAUGGGUCUCCUAGUGCAGCUUGCAUUUAGGGAAAACAGAGAACAGACCAAGGAAAUAGUCUAUCCGAGCCCCCUCCCAUGGAUCAAAGGUUUGAAGUGGGGUGAAUAUGUAGGAUCUCCCAGUGCUCCAGAUCCGGUGGUAUGCUUCAGCCAGCCCCAUGGAGAGAGGUUUGGAUCACUGCUCGCUCUCCCAACACGAGCCAUAUGUGGGCUGUCACGCAAAUUCUGCCUUAUGAUGAUUUACAGCAAGGAGCAGGGUGUCAGAAGCAUGCACAGCACAGACAUCCAGUGGUCUGCCAUCUUGAGCUGGGGCUAUGCAGACAACAUGUUGAGAUUGAAGAGCAAGCAAAGCGAGCCACCCAUCAACUUCAUCCAGUGUUCACAGCUUCACCAGGUGACCAGCUGUGCCUGGGUGCCCGAUGGCUGCCAGCUAUUCACAGGUAGCAAGUGUGGAGUCAUCACCGCCUACAGCAACCGCUUCACUAGCACCACUCCCACAGAGAUGGAAGUGGAGUCUCAGGUCCACCUGUAUGGACACACAGCAGAAGUCACCAGCCUAUUUGUGUGUAAGCCCUACAGCAUCCUCAUCAGUGUUAGCAAAGAUGGCACCUGUAUCCUCUGGGACCUAAACAGGCUGUGUUAUGUACAAAGCCUGACAGGCCACAAAAGCCCCGUGACAGCAGUGUCUGCCAGUGAGACCACAGGAGACAUUGCAACAGUUUGCGAUUCAGUGGGGGGAGGUAGCGACCUGCGUCUGUGGACGGUGAACGGGGAUCUGAUCGGCCACGUCCACUGCAGAGAGAUAAUCUGCUCUGUGGCCUUCUCCAAUCAGCCCGAGGGUGUAUCUGUGAAUGUCAUCGCUGGGGGGCUCGAGAACGGCGUGGUCAGACUUUGGAGUACCUGGGAUUUAAAGCCAGUGAGAGAGAUCACCUUCCCCAAGUCGAGCAAACCUAUCAUCAGCCUGACCUACUCAUGUGACGGCCACCACCUCUACACAGCCAACAGCGAAGGCACAGUAAUGGCCUGGUGUCGGAGGGACCAGCAGCGCAUGAAACUUCCCAUGUUCUACUCCUUCCUAAGCAGUUACGCAGCAGGUUGACGCCUUCCAGAGGCACACCUUGUACCUUUACUCCGCGACAGCUCUUUGUCCAUGCCAGCCUCUCCAGGCGCAGUCUUUCCCCCUCCUACUGGAACAAAGAAAUGUCAGCAUGACUCUGCCGUGCCUCUGGACCCUGCCCUGACUCUUCUGUAUAAAGCCAUCCCGAUCUGAACAAACGCUACCCAAGCCACUCCCAAUAUAAAGCAAUGAAAUUAUAAAAAAAAAGUACUAUAUGUAUAUAUAUUUAUAGACCCACUGUAGUAGAGAGGUUGGGCUAAGUGGAGUGAGACUUUAGCUGAAAUUGCAACAGACACUUUAUACAAAACAACAUUUCUGGAGUGUGUAAGAUUUGAUUUGUCGUUUGUCUUCGGUAUUGCAUUCGAGUCCUUUUUAGUUUUCUCAUCUGAUCUCUGCCUGGUGUCAUUGCCGAUGCUGACUUUGCCGUUCCUAAUAAGCUGCUAUAUACUGGCCAAGUCAGAUUGGAAGUGAGGAGACACUUUGCCUGCUGCAUGUCGCCUGAAGGAUUGCUGCUGGAGCUCAGAGAGAGCGUCCUGCUGAUGCUGCAGUAUCUGGGAGGAAGCCACUCCUUAUGUCUGUCAACAGACAAUGUCCUGCCCCCCCGUGGGAGUGAGACACCGCUCUGCUGGGCUGUCCACACUACUUAAGUCUCAGCACCUGUUCCUCAGUUCUGGAUCAUUGCAUACUUGUACACCAGCCUGGCAGAGGAGGGGGUGAGGGAAGCUUCGGUUUGUUUGGAUGCGUUGCUCCUUGUAUUGCCUGUUGUUUCGUCCUACUUUCGCAUGCUAGAAUGAUUCCAACCUUGUGCGUGGGUGUGAGUGUGCCUGUUUAGAUGUGAGAAAUACUGCCAUCAUACUCUUUUGUUGCGCCCUGCCUUGUUUAAACCUUGUUCUGCUGUCUAUUUAUUAUCAGUGCUGAGGAGACUCAUCUUUGCUCCCUUUUUGUGUUGCUCCUCUUGUUUACCGUCUUAAAAUGUCCACAUCUCUCAAACGCAUUAAAACCUAUCACUACUUCCUAGGGCUCACUAAAAUUAAUGACUGAAAUCAACACUAGGAGACUGAGAAAGCAAUCAACAAAACCAGCAUCAGAUGCUGUUGCAGCCCAUAGGGGUAUUCUCUGGAGAACCAUAGAGGAAGCUCUUGAAUGGCCCUCUCUGCUCUACAUCGCUAUUCUCGGUGCCUGAACAGUGUUACACAAAGACCGUACUGGCUGGGUGAAGUGAGGGACAUUUUGUCCAGCAGUGAAAAGAUAUUUUGAGGGCCACACUGAUGCUCACACUUCUGAUGGGAAUUAAAGCAUACUGGUUAGAUAAACCUUGCCCGGGAUUCAUUCUCGUCCUCUCUGGUUUCAAAAUCUUAAUACAACCCACACGCUCUUCAAUAAAAGGAAAACAAUUCAGUAGUAUAUUCAACCUACCAAUGUAUACAUGGCUGUACGACUUUCAACACAUUCCCAGUCAAAUUAGUGCACAAAGAUUGGUUUGGUUUUUGUAUUUUGUCAUGACGGAAAAGGUUGGAGCAGUUUUUAAUGGGAUGGGACCACCGCUAAUAGUCCAAGCCAUUGAUCUGUGUGGUCUCGGUUUGCCAUGUGACAUGAGUUCUAAAAUUUGUCUCCUGAAAAAUGUAUACCACCAUGCAAUAUAAGGUAUUAAGGACGAUGAUGCCUAUGGUCAUUUUAUGAUUUUCUAUAUUAGGGAGAAAACUAAGGAUACUGGAUAAAGUUCAAUGUUCUGUUUUUGCCUUUGCAGUCAUUAAUGGAAGAAAUAAUUAAUGUCUUACGUUUCUCACUCCUGACUUGACUGAAACGUGUUUACGAGAAAGGGAAAAAAAUCAAUGACUUUCGUGACGUCACCCCUUUAAUGCGACUGUCUUGACCGCACCCAUCCAAACCCCGCGCUGAACUCUUGUUUGAUUUGCUCCACGGAUGUUUACAGUGGUGUCCCGCUCGCACGUGUACAUACAGCUCCCCUUUGACCCCCACGUCAUCUGAAGGCGUUGUCUCGGCUGCUGCAGGCAGAAUUACCCCCAAGCUGUUCUCCUGGACAUUUGUAGGGGUGGGUCGACUCGGUCUGUUUCGAGAAAUUUGCAGCAAAAAAAAAAAAAAACGCAGGGAGGAAGAUGGGGAGGAGGGGGGUGGUGGGCAUAAUGAAAGUUGUGCUAUUUGACGCAGAAGAAACUAUAUAUUUU
Molecule: messenger RNA, 14369 nt
Organism: Lampris incognitus (smalleye Pacific opah)
Lineage: Eukaryota; Metazoa; Chordata; Actinopteri; Lampriformes; Lampridae
Gene: lyst
Product: lysosomal trafficking regulator
Exons: 53
Coding region: 382-12165 (3927 amino acids)
Biological process (GO): intracellular protein localization
Cellular component (GO): cytosol; membrane
Molecular function (GO): protein kinase binding
Source: RefSeq, a predicted model, not a curated record